AUGGACCUCAAAGACAAGAACAAGCUUCUACCUUUUGCUUCUUCUCGCUCGCUAAAGCACCCUCAGCUGAACCGCAAUCCAGUAUUGGCUUGCCGAGCAUCACGUGGCUCUCCCGUGAUUCCUGUCGGGAAAGAUGAUUUACCUAUUCAUGGAGUGGCUGAAGUGAUUGUUGGUGUUCUUGGAGGGGGUCAGCUGGGUCGUAUGCUAUGUCAAGCAGCUUCACAAAUGGCCAUUAAAGUGAUGGUAUUGGACCCACAAGAGAACUGCCCAGCUAGUAAACUUGCCUAUCAUCAUAUGGUUGGAAGCUUUGAUGAUAGCGCUACAGUCCAAGAAUUUGCAAAGAGAUGUGGAGUGUUGACUGUGGAAAUUGAGCAUGUGGAUGUGGAGACAUUAGAGAAACUUGAGCUGCAAGGAGUGGAUUGCCAACCCAAAGCCUCUACAAUCAGAAUAAUUCAGGAUAAGUAUCUCCAAAAGGUCCAUUUUUCGCAGCAUGAUAUUCCACUUCCUGAAUUUAUGCAGAUAGAUGAUCUUGAAGGUGCCAAGAGAGCAGGGGACCUCUUUGGCUAUCCUCUUAUGAUAAAAAGUAAAAGGUUAGCUUAUGAUGGACGUGGAAAUGCUGUCGCUAAGAGCGACAAUGAGCUUUCUUCUGCUGUAACUGCUCUUGGAGGGUUUGAUCGUGGUUUAUAUGUUGAGAAAUGGGCCCCUUUUGUAAAGGAGCUGGCUGUCAUUGUUGCAAGAGGAAGAGACAAUUCUAUCCUUUGCUACCCCGCUGUUGAAACUAUACACAAGGAAAACAUUUGUCACAUUGUAAAGGCACCUGCUAACAUGUCAUGGAAGAUCAGAGAGCUGGCCACUGAUAUUGCCUCCAGAGCUGUUAGUUCAUUAGAAGGUGCUGGUGUGUUUGCAGUUGAGUUGUUCUUGACAAAGGAUGAUCAGAUUUUGCUCAAUGAAGUAGCUCCUAGACCUCACAAUAGCGGUCAUCACACAAUAGAGUCUUGCUACACCUCACAGUAUGAACAGCAUUUGCGGGCUGUUGUUGGGCUUCCACUUGGUGAUCCGUCAAUGAAAACUCCGGCUGCAAUUAUGUACAAUUUACUUGGUGAAGAUGAGGGAGAACCUGGUUUCCAUCUAGCUCAUCAACUGAUUGCAAGAGCAUUGUGUAUUCCAGGGGCUACUGUUCAUUGGUAUGAUAAGCCAGAAAUGCGAAAGCAACGGAAGAUGGGUCAUAUAACCAUUGUUGGACCUUCCAUAGGCAAUGUCGAAAAGCUCCUGGAUUCAAUGUUAAAUGAAGAGAGCUCUGAAAGUCAGUCUGCAGUUGCACCACGUGUUGGUAUUGUAAUGGGCUCUGAUUCGGAUCUUCCUGUUAUGAAAGAUGCUGCAAAUGUUUUGAAUAUGUUUGGAGUGCCUAACGAGGUGAGAAUAGUUUCAGCACAUCGUACUCCUGAAUUGAUGUAUUCUUAUGCCUUGUCUGCUCGAGAGAGAGGCAUUCAGGUCAUCAUUGCUGGUGCUGGUGGUGCAGCUCACUUGCCAGGCAUGGUAGCUGCCCUCACUCCUUUGCCCGUUAUUGGUGUCCCUGUGCGUGCUUCUACAUUGGAUGGAGUUGAUUCGCUUUUAUCCAUUGUGCAGAUGCCAAGAGGGGUCCCAGUGGCAACGGUUGCUGUAAACAACGCUACUAAUGCUGGUUUGCUGGCAGUAAGGAUGUUGGGUGUCUGCGAUGCUGAUCUACUGUUAAGAAUGAGCCAGUAUCAAGAAGACACAAGGAAUGAAGUCUUGACAAAGGCAGAGAAACUACAGAAAGAUGGUUGGGAAUCUUAUUUGAAUCCGUGA
Molecule: messenger RNA, 1827 nt
Organism: Prunus armeniaca (apricot)
Lineage: Eukaryota; Viridiplantae; Streptophyta; Magnoliopsida; Rosales; Rosaceae
Source: the annotation of a GenBank genome assembly